UUUCAUUACCAUAACCAUUACCGUUUCUCAUCCUCCUCCAAGUGUGUUCUCUCGCUCUGUACAAAAUAUAUAACAAAGGCGCACACAUAUAUAUACACAUACACAUGACACAAACACGAGGUCUCACAUAACACCAAAUCUCAUCACCAUCGCCAUCGACCAUAACCCUCUCUCUCUCUCUCUCUCUUCUCUUUCUCUCUCUAAAUCUCUCCCAAUUCUCUUUCUCUCGAUCCGCCAAUUAUUAAUCCGUUGCUCGCUUCGGAUUUCGAUUCGGAUAAAAAUAAAAUUCGACCAAUCAGGUUGGAUCCUCAGGGAAUGGGAGCGUUCUUCGUUGGUGGAUGAAUCUCGCUGAGUCCGAACCGGAAAAAUGCCUGCGUUACCGAACGGGAAUCACCAAUUCAGUAGUAAUGGAUUCUGGUCGAAGAAUCGUGACGAUGUUAGCUACAAUCAGCUCCACAAGUUUUGGUGUGAGCUUGCAACACAAGCUCGGCAGGAGCUCUUGAGGAUAGACAAGCAAACCCUUUUUGAACAUGCACGGAAAAAUAUGUAUUGUUCCAGGUGCAAUGGGUUACUUCUCGAAGGCUUUUUGCAGAUUGUUACGUAUGGGAAAUCUUUGCAGCAAGAGGGAGUGGGCCCUCACUUUCCUUGCGGAAGACCUGGAGGUUUGAAAAACCAAAAUAAUGGUGGAUCAACUAUUUGUGAUGUAGUCCAGGAUGAAAUUCAAGAUCCAACUGUCCAUCCAUGGGGAGGUUUGACCACAACGCGUGAGGGUUCACUGACACUUAUGGACUGCUACUUGUAUUCAAAGUCUCUGAAAGGACUGCAAAUUGUAUUUGAUGGGGCACGUGCAAGGGAGCGGGAAAGAGAACUGCUUUAUCCUGAUGCCUGUGGUGGGGGAGGUCGUGGUUGGAUAAGCCAAGGAAUUGUGACUUAUGGAAGAGGGCAUGGGACAAGGGAAACAUGUGCCCUGCACACUGCCAGACUUUCAUGUGAUACGUUGGUGGAUUUUUGGUCAGCACUGGGAGAGGAGACAAGGCAAUCUCUUCUAAGGAUGAAGGAAGAAGAUUUUAUUGAGAGACUCAUGUACAGGUUCGAUAGCAAGAGAUUUUGUAGAGAUUGUAGAAGAAACGUAAUUCGAGAAUUCAAAGAACUAAAAGAACUGAAGCGCAUGCGUAGAGAACCUCGUUGCACCAGCUGGUUUUGUGUUGCUGAUACUGCCUUUCAGUAUGAGGUAUCUGAUGACACAAUUCAAGCUGAUUGGCGCCAGACAUUUGCAGAUACAGUGGGAUCGUAUCAUCACUUUGAAUGGGCUGUGGGGACAACAGAAGGAAAGUCUGACAUUUUGGAAUUUGAAAAUGUGGGAAUGAAUGGAUGUGUACAAGUCAGUGGCCUAGAUCUUGGUGGUUUGACUGCAUGCUUCAUCACCCUCCGAGCUUGGAAGCUAGAUGGACGCUGUACUGAACUUUCUGUUAAAGCUCAUGCAUUAAAGGGUCAACGGUGUGUGCAUUGCAGGCUAAUUGUGGGGGAUGGUUAUGUUACAAUUACAAAAGGGGAAAGUAUUAGAAGAUUCUUUGAGCAUGCUGAAGAGGCGGAAGAAGAAGAGGAUGAUGAUUUGAUGGACGAAGAUGGAAAUGAGCUUGAUGGAGAAUGCUCUCGUCCUCAAAAGCAUGCAAAGAGCCCCGAACUUGCUCGAGAAUUUCUUCUUGAUGCUGCUACUGUUAUAUUUAAAGAACAGGUUGAAAAGGCUUUCAGAGAAGGAACAGCACGCCAAAAUGCGCACAGUAUAUUUGUUUGUCUUGCACUGAAACUGCUGGAAGAACGAGUUCAUGUAGCAUGCAAAGAAAUCAUUACACUAGAAAAGCAGAUGAAACUUCUAGAAGAAGAAGAAAAGGAAAAACGGGAAGAAGAAGAACGGAAGGAGAGGAAAAGGACAAAAGAAAGGGAGAAAAGACUUCGGAGAAAGGAAAGGCUAAAAGGAAAGGAGAAAGAUACAGAAACAAAGUGUUCUGAAUCAAUUGAUGUUCCUGGAUCUCCUGAAGUCUCAAAGGAAGAAUUGUCUCCAGAUGCUGAUGUAGAGCAAGAUGAUUCAACAAGAGGCAGGAAUUCAGUCAUUGUAACAGAAGUUGAUUAUCCUAAAAUCCAAGACGAAGACUUUUCUAGGGAGUGUAUUACUUUGAGAGCACAAGACUUCUCUUAUGAUGACUGUGAGGGAGACAGUGUAAAUGCGGAAGACCACUCUUAUUGUGAUGGAGACAUUGCAGAUGCACAAGACAGAAAUAGUACUUCUACAGUUGAGCAAUCAAAGUUUUAUUGUCAAAGACUUAGAUUUAGGAAAGAAUUUCGACUGGAUGCUCCUACAAAGUGGUCUGACAGACGCCAAAAUGCAGUUGUUUCAGAAAAUGGUGCGACGCUUGGAAGAUCAGAGCCAAUACACCAUGAAGACAAUUUUGGGAUUUCUUCCAGGGGAGUCAAUGGACUGAACAGGCAAUCUAGAAUAAAUGUUGCAAAAUCCAAUGGUCGUAAUACUGGUCAGAAGUGUAGUGAGAGGUUUUAUAGUUCCAACAGCUGGAUGAACGACAGGUAUGAUAUCCAUUCAUGCAGUUGUAGCCCGAACAAUAGAGUGAAUAGAGUUAGUUGGGAGACAAAACCUGCUAGUAAGUCUGAAUCCACAGUAGACACUUGUAAGCAGUUUUAUCGUGGGAGCAAGUAUAAUCAUGUAGACUUCAUGCAUGAGAGUAAUGGAAGAACCAAAAGCAGAGUCAUCUCAGGGAACUAUUCCAGUAGGGAUUUACCCCAAUCAAGGAAAGUUUGGGAGCCUGCAGAGUCACACAAGAAGUAUGCUCGUAGUAAUUCAGACUCUGAUGUUACAUUGAGGUCCACAGGUCAAGGAUAUCAGUUCAAUCCGGUAAGAUCAUCUGUUGAUGAAGUUGGUGGUUCAGGUGAAAUUUGUGAUGAGGAUAGUAAUUUGAAGAGAAGAGGAAUGGGUGAAGGGCGACAAAAUGAUCUUGAUGCAGAAGUGGGAGGAUCUUGCAGCUCCACAGAAAUUGCAUCUGAGGAACCUGGAAUGUGUCUGGCGGGUGGCUCUGCCUUGAAUAAUUCUUCUGAUCCCAAUCAAGGUAGCACUUCUAGUUCUGAUAACUGCUCAUCAUGCCUAAGUGAGGGUGACAAUAAUACAUCCUCUUCAAACCAUGAAAAUACAGAAUCCUCAACAUCGGAUUCAGAAGAUGCUAGCCAACAAUCUGAAGUAAGAGAUAGUUCAACCUGCAUUGACAAUGACUUGUCUGGCUCUCAUGCUGGGAUGGAGAAAAUCUAUAAUACAAAUGCUGAGGGUUUAACUAGAAGGUCACCAGUUUGUCCAUCCUUGGAUGUAGCAGGACGUGAUGUGUUGGGGAAUCCCAUGGUGAAAAUGUCCCAUAAUUUUGAUAAUGGUUUUUCCUCCAUUACUUUGUGUUCUCAACCUCAAAGCAUGCUUCCUCCAGCGCCAAACCAAAACAUACAAUUUCCGGUGUUUCAGUCUCCUUCAGCAAUGGGUUAUUACCAUCAAAAUCCAGUUUCAUGGCCAGCUGCUCCCACAAAUGGAUUGAUGCCCUUCCCACAUCCAAACCAAUAUAUAUAUCCUGGCCCUUUUGGAUAUGGCUUAAGUGAGGAUCCACGCUUCUGCUUGCAGUAUGGUGGCUUACAGCAACCAACCCCCCUAUAUAACCCUGUUGCUGUUCCAGUUUAUCAGCCAGUUGCCAGAGCUAAAGGCUUAAAUACUGAGGAACUGACCUUAUUGUCUAAGCCAACAUCCAUGUCGCAAGAGUGUCUGAAUGGAUCUCCAGUAGAAAAGGUUUCUCUAACUGGAGCUAAUUCACAAAAAGCAGCAAUGAAUGGGGAAGUAGGACAUGAUAAUUCUGCCAAGUUCCAAGACAGUGGUUUUUCCCUGUUUCAUUUUGGUGGCCCUGUAGCCCUUUCAACUUGUCGUAAAUUGGCUACUGCAUCUUCAAAUGGCGACAAUGUUGGAGAUUUUGACGCAAAGAGUUCAAUAGAUCAAGUUGACAAUGAUCAUGGUUGCAAUAAAAAAGAGACUACUGUCAUUGAGGAGUACAACUUGUUUGCAGCAAGUAAUACCUUAAGGUUUUCAAUUUUCUAAAAUGAAAUGAGAAGUAUAAGGUGGCUGUUGUGGAAUUCGGUCUCUAUCUUCAUAUGGUAAUGGAGGUUUGAGUACUUUGUAAUUCAGUAAACAAUAAAGCUUCCUUCAGCAAUUUCUAUUUUAGCAUAUAGUUUUUUUUAGUUGAUUGUUA
Molecule: messenger RNA, 4283 nt
Organism: Cajanus cajan (pigeon pea)
Lineage: Eukaryota; Viridiplantae; Streptophyta; Magnoliopsida; Fabales; Fabaceae
Source: RefSeq, a predicted model, not a curated record